GAGAGAGAGAGAGAGAAAAAUGAUGCUCGCACCUCGGCCAUGGCCGACAGUAUUUCCUUCUCCUGCUAAAGUUAGCGGAGGUUUGAGCAGACCACCAUACCUCUCCCAAAGUGCUGCUUUCGGUCACAAUAUUUUCUCCUACUAUAACUUUAGUAGCAGAGCUCCUUCCAAGUGUUUUUGCACUGAAAAUCAAAAGGAAAAUGAAGAUUUUGAGGGAUUUUGUGUGCUCUCCUCCCCCGAUGCUCCAUGGGACAGUGGGAGCAUCUGGAGCACUAUGGCUUUGUACUUCUUCAGUGUUCACAUUCCUUUAAGUUUUGGUGGGUUGUCUGUUGUUGCUGAAAUAAUGCAUCAGCCUGUUCUUGAUCCACAAACAAAGGCAACAUCACUACUGCUGAUAGAAAGUAUGGAGUUUUGGGGGGCUCUAGUUCUAUUAACGUACACAGCGAAGCCACAAUAUAAGCUUUCAGAUUUGUUUGAAGCUGUCAAGUUUCCAAAACAAAGAAACUGGGUACAUGCAUCAGUCAUGGGAUUUGGUUUUCUUAUUUUGUUAGUUUUGCUGACAUCUGUCCUUGCUGACAAGAUAAUUGGGCCCAAGGUUCUGAACAACUCCAUUCUUCAGGAGAUCCUUUCGAGUGGAUCCAUAUCAAGAAUGGAAUGCUUCCUUAUCUAUUGUUUGAUCGCUCCUCUACUUGAAGAAACUGUCUACAGGGGAUUCCUAUUGAGGUCCCUCAGUACAACGAUGAAAUGGCAUCACGCUGUCAUUGUGAGCUCUUGCAUUUUCAGUGCAGCACACUUCUCUGCUGCAAAUUCUCUACAGUUAUUCCUCAUUGGGUGUAUCCUUGGGUGCUCCUAUUGUUGGAGUGGAAACUUGAGCUCCUCUUUGGUCAUACAUUCCCUGUACAAUGCUGCAACUCUGAUGGUAACCAUUUUAUCUUAAAGAGUAGAACAGAGAAAAUGUCAAGUUUAACGAUU
Messenger RNA from Telopea speciosissima, 972 nucleotides. RefSeq lists its product as uncharacterized. The coding region runs from base 20 to 937 and encodes 305 amino acids. Gene Ontology annotation, cellular component: membrane. The transcript is spliced from 6 exons. The record is from RefSeq and is a predicted model, not a curated record. NCBI's taxonomy places the organism in Eukaryota, Viridiplantae, Streptophyta, Magnoliopsida, Proteales, Proteaceae. Gene Ontology annotation, molecular function: metalloendopeptidase activity. Gene Ontology annotation, biological process: CAAX-box protein processing.